AUGGAUAACGAUACAGAGGAAAGAGAUUUUGCGACUGAAAGUGUUGGAGCGGAAGAAACAAAUGGGUCUCCCAAGGACCCUACAAACGGCGACUCCACCCCUCAAGCAGCGCAUCAACGUCUUGUGUUCACGGACCCGGCGGCCUUCAGAUACCUUGAAGAAGAUCCGUCCACGAUGGUGCUAGAACGGAGACGUCGACUUACAGGCUAUGAGCUCUACGUAGUCGAGCAAUGGGCAUGCUCAAGGGUUCAUCCGACAUUUGUCAUCACCACCUACACAGGCCUCGAGCAAAACUCGGUUGUCGUAGGAGUCUUGAGUGUCCCAACGAACGAGCAAGCUUGGUCACCCCGUCUUCGUGUAUACCUCAAAGCGAUUACAAAAUACCAUGCAAGAAAAAAGGAGACACCUUUGGGAACGCUUAUGGUCACAAAUCUGAGCAGCUUCCCAUCUGCGUUGACGGUCAUCGCGGUGCCAGCUGGAGACAUCAAAAAGCAUAGGGAAGAUUUCAUAGUCAAUGAAAAUAUGAAACGGAUGGGAUGCUCGGGGCGAGCAGGCCUCAGCCUAUCUCCGCCAAUUGGGGCGACGCAGGCCAAAUUCAUGCAACUCUACCAUACAAGUGAUCGCAUUCCGCUAUACAAUGCUGUGAUUGAGCUUGUCAAGCUGUGUCAGGUGGCGCUAUUGCUGUUCGGGAAACUGGCCCCCGAGUAUGCUGAUGGGUUACUUUGUGAUGUUACGGAGCAAGCCAUCAAUGAUUGGUGGACGGAGCUAGGAACCGAGUAUUUUAACAUUGACCCCAGCGAUGGCAUAUUGGGGCCUACUACUGUUGCGGCUCUUCUUGGAAUACUCAUGGGGGCCCGAAACAGGCUCAAUGCUGCUGGAGCACCUGUAGCAAAAGACGUUUUUGACAUUGUCAACACGAAGAGAGGCAUUGCUCACUUCCAGAGGUCUCAGAAAAUGGAACGCACCAGAAGAUUCGAUCGACAGACGCUGGAUAGGCUGCACAGGGUGACUGCGAAAGCUGCUAGUGGGAAGGGUUGGACGGUACCACGAGCAGUCAAGUCUACUGCGGCAGAGCUCAGUGGUAAGGGUGGGGAAUUGGUGCAUGGACGCGAGAAAGCCAGCAUUGCUGAGAUAGAGACUUUGGACAUCGAAACCUUCGUCCAGAUGGGCUCAGGAGAGAGAUUUAAGUGGCUGUGGUAUGGCAAACCGCGGAAGAACAAUGAAGGUGAUGUCUUUAGUAGUCUAGGAGGCGAUGAGGGCAUGAUCCUGAACGAUAACGAGCAGGAUGGAGGCAAGAAGCGCGAUUCUGUUGACGAAGAUACAUCUCUUCGGCACGUCCUCUCUGAUCGUAUCUACCUGAGUCCUUCGAUUGGAUCACACACGAGCAUCGACCAUCCAGAAAAAGACCAGGGCUUGCGGAAAGCCGUUUUCAAAAACGUCAGUGGCAAAGCGACUGACGCUCGCAGUGGCUUGGGACGAAUCAGAGAUGUAGUUGGCAUGAGGGGCCUGCGUGGACAUCAUCACAAGAAUUCCAAAGAUGUUGAAUUCCCUUCUGACGGAGAUAGUCUCAAGGAGAAGCCAAGGACCAGUGUGGAGGAACUUGGGGAACCGGGACUGAAGACACAGGCUUCGUCAAAUCCAAUCGCUCAGCCUGACAGUGGCGAACAGAGCCUAGUAGGCUCUCAGAAAUCGUCUAGAAGCGGGAGCGGCUUUACAGAAGAUAAGCCACGCCGUGAAGAAAGGGAUUCGAAGGAUGGCUUCAAAAAGGUUGUCUAUUCCGCCGAGUUCGACAAAUCUGCUUCGAGUCUCGAGUCGCCGUUUCAUGAUCAGGGUCCUACUGAUAGAUCGGACUACGUGAGCGCAAUGGAAAAUGCCUCCGGCGUACGACGUAGGACUGAAGGGCGUGAGCCGAUUGUCGAUUCGAGAAACGGCUCACUUACGUUCGAGGACUCAGCAGCUAUCAAGAAGAUGCGAGAAUUCGAAGGGCAAUUCUACCCUGCAUCUUCAUCUCCAUUGCGCACUAUAAAGAGCCUUCCCAAGCUUUCAGCGAAUUCUCCAAAGUACUGGGAUCGUCGCUGGCCCCGCCAACUCUCAUUUACAGCAAUGGUGGAUGUCUUGGCCGCGGGCGUUGACAGUACCGCUGAACAUGACAGCAUUGUUGCGAGGAAUGAUGCACACACUGCCCUCUCCUUUCAAAAAAGCUUGGCGGCUCAAGGUCGUGUCCUGGGACAACAGCUUGAAGACUGUGAAACACAGAUAGCAUCUUGGGUCGAGCAGAAGGUCGACCAUAUCCAAGUCUACGAGCAACAAGCUGGCAGUGAUCAAGCUAGGCUUGACCUGAUCUACCAUCAGAAAUUCGAUGAAUACAACGCUCUUCAUGAUGCUUCGGACGAUCUUUUGUCGGAAGAACGAUCGAACCUGACCGACACCGUCAAAGACCUUGAAAAUUUGGGCGCCAAGCUGGAGUAUGAAUUGAGCGCUUUGGAAUCGAAAGUUGAAGAUGUCGAGAAUGGGGUGGCAGACUUUGAGCGCCAGGUCCUCCAGAUUGAAGCGAGAGCAGAAGAGCUUGAUGGACCGGGCGAGGCGAAGGUUUCCUGGGUAGGGUGGUUUCUGGGGAUGGUGAACGUGUAA
Messenger RNA from Letharia columbiana, 2631 nucleotides. RefSeq lists its product as uncharacterized. The transcript has a single exon. Lineage: Eukaryota; Fungi; Ascomycota; Lecanoromycetes; Lecanorales; Parmeliaceae. Gene Ontology annotation, cellular component: Sin3-type complex. The coding region runs from base 1 to 2631 and encodes 876 amino acids. The record is from RefSeq and is a predicted model, not a curated record.